Messenger RNA from Ostrea edulis (European flat oyster), 1989 nucleotides. RefSeq names its product solute carrier family 23 member 2-like. Bases 47 to 1840 code for a protein of 597 amino acids. Gene Ontology annotation, cellular component: membrane. Gene Ontology annotation, biological process: transmembrane transport. The record is from RefSeq and is a predicted model, not a curated record. Gene Ontology annotation, molecular function: transmembrane transporter activity. NCBI's taxonomy places the organism in Eukaryota, Metazoa, Mollusca, Bivalvia, Ostreida, Ostreidae. The transcript is spliced from 11 exons.
CGUUAAAGUGCCUUUGUGCAAACUCUAGAGAGAGAGAAAAAAAAUUAUGGGAACCAGAGAAAAUAUAGACAAAUCUGGGAAUAGUUUGAACAAGGACUAUGAUCAUAACAGUUCCCUGGAAUCGGAUAAACUGAUGAUUGAGAUUGGAUUGGAGAAUGGCGAGUUAGCUGUCGAGAUUCAAGAUGAACGACAGAAGCGACUUCUGUACAGAGCCUCCGACCACCCUCCCAUUUACCUGACCAUCUUCUGUGGUUUCCAGCACACCCUGAUUACUCUCUCCGGAGUUAUGGCAAUUUCCCUGCUGGUUGCUGAUGUGACAUGCGCAGCUCCAUACGAAGACAUCAAAACGACACUACUGAGUUCUACUCUCUUGAUGUCAGGGAUUUGUACAAUUCUCAUGAGUCUCAUUGGUUCAAGACUUCCUCUCUUUCAAGGAGCAGCUAGCGAUUUCCUGAUUCCAUUAUUAGCUAUGCAGGUCCUGGAUAAGACGAGAUGUGAUUUACCAAAUCAAUUCAACUCAGACACCAAUUCCUCUACAACAAACACUUCCGGCAUGCCGAUAUUAGACAACAGAGAGGUCGUACUAAACAAUAUUCGGGAAUUACAAGGAAGUUUGGUGGCAGCCGGGACAAUUCAAUUUUUACUUGGAGCGACGGGCCUCGUAAAUUUCCUUCUGAAAUUCAUUGGACCAAUCACCAUCGUUCCUACACUUUUAUUGACCUGUGUCUUUCUCGUCAGAGCAAGCGUCAAAUUUGCUUCUGUUCACUGGGGCGUAGCAUUGUUGGUGACUGCAGUGUCGUUGAUACUGUCCCUGUAUUUAAGCCACCGAAACACCCCAAUCCCGAUGUGGACCAGGAAGAAAGGAUUUCACAUUAUAUGGUUUCCAUUACAUCAAGUUUAUUCGAUCCUUAUCGCAAUUUUGAUUGGCUGGUCUGUGUGUGGCAUUAUGACAGUGGUCGGCGCAGUUGGUCCAGACGACAAGCUGGUUAGAAUGGAAACAGGAUUGGGCGUCAUCAAGCAAGCCCACUGGUUCCGUAUACCUUAUCCAGGUCAGUUUGGAUCCCUUUCAUUCAGCACAAAUGUUUUUGUGGGAUUCAUGAUAGGAACGAUUACUUCAAUUCUUGAUUCCAUCGGUGACUACUACGCAUGUGCAAAAAUGUGUAACGUUCCUCCCCCUCCGGCUCAUAGUGUUAACCGCGGUAUCGCCAUAGAGGGGUUUUGUAGCUUAAUGGCAGGGUUCAUGGGAUGUGGACAUGCCACAACCACCAAUGGCGGAUCAAUUGGUGCAAUAGGAUUGACUAGGGUAGCUAGCCGGGAUGUUUUCCUCACUGUGGGUGUAAUUUACUUUGUGUUCGGGAUAAUUGGAAAAGUGUCGGCGGUUUUUCUGAUGAUCCCAUACCCCGUCCUAGGCGGGGCCCUCAUUGUGAUGUUUGGCAUGUUUAACGGUGUCGUCCUGUCAAAUCUACAAGUUGUCUCCCUUAAUUCGUCGAGAAAUCUCGCCAUUAUGGGAACAGCCAUUUUGUUUGGUCUCAUGAUUCCCCAUUGGGUGGAGAUUACUGCUGAUGCUAUUCAAACAGGAUCUCCAGCCAGUGACGGCGUGAUUAAAAUGUUGCUGGUCAAUCCCAACUUAUGCGGGGGCGUUGUAGCCUGUUUCCUAGACAAUACAGUUAGAGGUACUUUGAAAGAAAGAGGAAUAGAAGCAUGGCAAACAAUGAUUGAUGGGAGAGCGGAAGACAGGAAGGAAUUCGAUGAUGAUAUUACUGUUUAUGAUAUCCCUCUCCCACAAAUCUUGAAAGACUCCAAAGUUUUUAGACGUCUACCUUUUAUUCCCUCACAAUAAUAUGAGGGAGUGCGUGCUUCUACAUGUAUAUUCUAUAACAAGAUUUUAAAAUAGUAACUAUAUCUGUGUUAUACAUGUGCAGAAACUUUCACCAUGUGAAGAUAUGACAAGUGUAUCUGAAUAAAUACAAUACAAAAAGCAUGAAACAA